This is a messenger RNA of Trichoderma aggressivum f. europaeum, 1389 nucleotides long. RefSeq lists its product as uncharacterized. The coding region runs from base 1 to 1389 and encodes 462 amino acids. Gene Ontology annotation, molecular function: rRNA binding. Gene Ontology annotation, cellular component: preribosome, large subunit precursor. Gene Ontology annotation, biological process: rRNA processing; ribosomal large subunit assembly. The record is from RefSeq and is a predicted model, not a curated record. The transcript has 2 exons. Lineage: Eukaryota; Fungi; Ascomycota; Sordariomycetes; Hypocreales; Hypocreaceae.
AUGGCAAAACGAAGAGUCAAGAAGCGCACCCACAUGGGCGCAAACAACCCGCAGCCCAACUCGGCCGGACAUGCCUCGGCCCGUGAUCCCAAGAGCAUGGUUAUCAGAAUCGGCGCUGGAGAAGUUGGCUCAAGCAUCAGCCAGCUCGCGGCAGAUGUGCGCAAAGUCAUGGAGCCUGGCACUGCUAGCAGGCUCAAGGAGCGAAGGGGAAACCGAUUGAAGGACUACGUUGUCAUGUGCGGUCCGCUGGGAGUGACGCAUUUGAUGCUGUUUUCGCGAUCAGAGGGCGGCAACACCAACAUGAGAGUUGCGCUGGCACCUCGAGGACCGACGCUGAACUUUCGAGUCGAAAAGUAUUCCCUGUGCAAGGAUAUCCAGAAGAUCCAGAGGCAUCCCAAGGGCAUGGGCAAGGAGUUUCUUGCCGCUCCUCUGCUCGUCAUGAACGGCUUCUCUCGACCUGGCUCAACCGCCAAAUCAAAGGUCCCCAAGCAUCUCGAGUCAUUAGCCACCACCGUCUUCUCAUCCAUGUUCCCCCCGAUCAACCCCCAAACCACGCCGAUCAAGUCGAUUCGCAGAGUGCUGCUCCUGAACCGAGAGCCGUCAAAGGAGGACGACGGUACUUUUAUUCUCAACUUUAGGCACUAUGCCAUCACCACUAGACGAUCGGGAGUCUCAAAGCAGCUGCGCCGAAUCAACGCGGCUGAGCAGUUCCUCAACACCAAGACCAGCCGACGCAGCCACGUGCCCAACUUGGGCAAACUCGAAGAUAUCGCAGACUACAUGAUUGGCGAGGGUGGCGAUGGAUAUGUCUCCGAUGUGACGAGUGGCAGUGAAGUCGACACCGAUGCCGAAGUUGAAGUCCAGGACACGGCGUCUCGAAAGGUCCUGUCUGCCAAAGCCCGAGCUGCCGCAGCAGAGAACGGCCAAGAUGAGGAGCCGGAAGAGGCAAAUGUAGAAAAGCACGUGGUCAAGCUCGUCGAGCUCGGACCUCGUAUGCGACUGCGUUUGACCAAGGUCGAGGAGGGAAUGUGCUCGGGUAAGGUCAUGUGGCACGAGUACAUCCACAAGUCGGCUGGCGAAAUCAAGGAGCUGGAGAAGCGAUGGGAGAAGCGACUGCAGGAGAAGGAGGCUCGACGACGCGAGCAAAAGGCCAAUGUGGAGAAGAAGAAGGCGGCCAAGGAGGCUCAAAAGGCAUCUCAGAAGGGCGGAAAGGGCAACGGUGACGAGGAGGAGGAAGAUGACGAGGAUGACUACGAGUACUACAGCGAUAUGGAUGUGGAUGAGUUUGACAGCGAAGGGCUGGCUGGUGAUGCCGAGUUCAAGGUCAACGAGCAAAAGGAAGAGGAUGGCGAGUGGGAAGACCAGGAAGAGGAGAUUGGUAAUAACUGA